Molecule: messenger RNA, 1008 nt
Organism: Theileria equi strain WA
Lineage: Eukaryota; Apicomplexa; Aconoidasida; Piroplasmida; Theileriidae
Exons: 5
Coding region: 1-1008 (335 amino acids)
Source: RefSeq, a predicted model, not a curated record
AUGGCAAAUUCCACGACAUCGUACCGCAGUAUCAACUACUGCGGUUGUUUUGGAAGAAGUUUGGAGUCCCUUAGGUUCAACUGGAAAAGGAGGAGAUACCUAUGGAGAGCAAGUUUCUUUUACAAUCUGGUGAGCUGGAUCCUAGUCGUAGGGAUUAUUUUGACCUUUGUGUUUCACUAUUUGAUCACUGGGUUCAGUUUCUUUGUUAACUAUAGCUGUUCCUCAAGGAGUAUACACAUGAUUAGCUUGUUUAUAAUCACCUUGACGAUAACUACAGGAAUUUUGCUCAUUUUGUCAAUUUUUCUAGCUAGGAUGUGUAACAUGUUCUCCAACUAUGCACUGAGUCAUUUCAUGUCUACUGGAAAGUGGCUUGAUUGCUUUGGUUGUACUGUGAAAUGGUUCCCUUGGCUUUCCGCGGUGCUGAUGUGGUUAUGGCUAAUAAUCCAAUUUUCAAGUCUCAUUUGGGUAUUUGUAAACUCUAGACAAUGGUGUGAACGCCGUUUUGAUGAAUCUGCUGUAAAUGCUGUCAAGAAUUGUAGAUUCAUCAUAACCGGAUCUCUACCAUGCAAACUCGAUUUGGAGGCAUUCAAUCAUCAUGAAAUAAGGGAAUGCAACCAUCCAGAUUACCUAAUAAAGAGAAAAAUGAUAGCACUGGCACUUUCGGACAAUGGCUCAUCGUGCAAUAUCGAGGACACAGCGGUCUGUAACGCUUUCAAGGACUUAAUUGAGGAGAAAGAUGUUAACUGGAACCAGCCUGCCUUGACGGGAUGUUUGGGAAAAGUUCCCUCAGACAUGAACGAUUUUAUAGACGAAAAGAACUCUAGUGAUUUGUACAAGUACAUUCUGCUGUUUAACAUCACAUGGUCAGUAGUAUUAGUGCUCAUUGUAGCGCUAUUUUAUUUUAUUAAAAGCGUGACUAUAUUCGACGCUAUCAUUUAUCAACCAAAGGAUCCAUCCGAUAAUAUCAUGAUAAAAAUGGUUAGACCAUUUACUCCUUGGACUAAUUAA